AAUUUCAAAGUACACGUUUCAGUGAGCGCACGUGUUCGUGUACACUAGCAAUUGAUAUGUUAUCGUGACAAAACUCUUAUUCUCUCUCCUACGAAAGGUUUAGAUUUUUGACCCGACAUGAAUCAACUUUAUGGUUAGAGUUAUGUCAAGUCGAGAGAGGUCCCCAAUCAACCGAUAAACGGGAAAUAAAGGCGAACAAAGGGGAAACACGCCAAAAUGUCUCGUUUUUUGGCUGUCUGGAGAAAAUAGUGCGUAUUCUUCCCCUUUAUAUCUCUCUGUGCUUCGAACUACGCUGAACUGUCCACUUUCGCAUAAAUACACGCCGAAAAUAUAAAUACAGGGAGCGGCAUAUUCAAACACGCUUUUUGAGAAAUAAUUGUGUGACGUAAACCUAUGUUUUGCGCUGAAAUUAAUGCCCUCUAAAUUGUGUCACUUAUUUACAAACUUUUAUCCUACUGUCAUGAAUAAUAAAAUAAUUAGUGUGAAAGAUGCAAGUUCAAAUCUUAAUGCAAUCGUUCAGUUAAUCAAUCAAAAUGAUGGUGUAAUAGCACUUCCAACAGACACUAUCUAUGGAUUAGCUUGUUCCGUUUUUAAUCCUGAAGCAAUUGAACGAAUACGUCGUAUUAAAGGUCGUUCAGAGACUAAACCUAUGGCUAUAUGUUUAGAUCAGGUAUCGCAUAUCUCCCACUGGUGUGAUACAAAAAAUAUUCCAACUGGUCUGUUAUCAGAUCUUCUCCCUGGUCCUGUCACUGUUCUAUUACCACGUUUUUCUGAUAGACUUCAGGAUCCAUUGAGCAAUGAUUUACUAAACUCAAGCGACAAGCGUGUUGGUAUUCGAAUACCAGAUUCUGGUUUUAUACGUAAACUUAUAUCAGCAUUGAAUGAACAAACUAGAUUCUCAUCAAUUAUUGGCAAUAACGUUGAACAUUCUAGUGGUUAUGAUAAGCACGAUAGUAUCAGUAUUGGUGGUGGUCAUCCAUUAGUGUUAACCUCAGCAAAUUUAAGUGGACAACCGUCGGCGAUUCAAAUCGAGGAAUUUUCCGAAAUUUGGUCAUCCAUUGACUUGAUCAUCAAUGGUGGUCCCAUUCAAUCUGAUAUGUCCUCAAAAAGCUCCGAUUGUAGCCGGGCCGGUUCAACCAUUAUUGACUUGUGCAACUGUGACAAGUCUGUUUAUUCUGUAGUACGAAAUGGCAGUGCAUUCAAUUCAACGGUAGCCAUAUUAGAAGGUCGUUACAAUCUUUCUCUCGCAGACAAUUUUUCCAACAUAAACAAUUGAAAAUUAAUUCCAUUUUUUAAAUGGUUUGAAUUUUCCCGCCUAUUCUUCUUCUUCAAUAAUCUAAUUCUCCUGCGCUUUCACACUCCUCCAUUUGUCUUCAAAUCAAUGUAUUCGUAUUAUUAUUAUUAUUAUUAUUAUUACGUAACCCCGUAUUUCACUUUUCUUUGCACAUUCAGGGAUUUCUUCUUCGUUUGAUGAUGAUGAUGAUGAUGAUUUUUACUAUUAUUGUUAUCCUUUUUUUGUAAUUUGUUUUCAUCAACAAAAAAUAUAUAUCCGUCGGUUGUUAAGAU
Schistosoma guineensis is the source of this 1566-nucleotide messenger RNA. The record is from the annotation of a GenBank genome assembly. Lineage: Eukaryota; Metazoa; Platyhelminthes; Trematoda; Strigeidida; Schistosomatidae.